Messenger RNA from Malus domestica (apple), 2181 nucleotides. Its product is annotated as putative disease resistance protein RGA3. Gene Ontology annotation, molecular function: ADP binding. The record is from RefSeq and is a predicted model, not a curated record. NCBI's taxonomy places the organism in Eukaryota, Viridiplantae, Streptophyta, Magnoliopsida, Rosales, Rosaceae. Gene Ontology annotation, biological process: defense response to other organism.
AUGGCUGAUGCAGUCGCCUUGGUCUCCAGACUCAUAGACCAGCUCCAAGAAAAACACAGGUUCCCAGAGCUCGCCAGAAUCCUCCGCGACAUCGAACCUGUUCUAGAGGACGCCGAGAAGAGGGGAGUGAAGGAGGAGCCAGUCAGAGUGUGGUUGGACAAGCUCAAAGACGCCAGCUGCGACAUCGAGGACGUGCUCGAUGAGUGCUGCAGCGCUGCCGUCCCUGAAUCAGAAGAUACCCAGAAGGAGGAAGAAGAAGAAAGUCGUGGAAUAUCGAAAGCUUUUAGCUUUGUGAAGGUAUGCUUUUCCCAACUCACCUCGUGCUUUUGUUGCACUGAUAUAGUCGAUUGGGUUCGAAUUGCAAAGAGGAUAAAGUGUUUGAGGGAAAGACUGAGUGAAAUUGCAACUGAGAGACAUAGGUUCAACUUUAAUUCUGUAAAAAAUAGAGAGAUUGAACAAUCCGGGAGACUAGGAAUUGGAACUGCCACUUAUAAGUUAAUUGAAGAAGUAGAGUCCGCAAUCUAUGGUCGAGACGAAGAUACGAAGAUUUUGAUAAGCAAAUUGGUACCUGAGCGGAGUGAAGGGUGUUGGGGGAAUGGUGUAAUCUCAAUUGUUGGGGUGGGUGGAAUGGGGAAAACCACUCUUGCCCGGUUAGCAUAUAAUGAUCAAAGUGUCAGAACCCAUUUCGAUCUGAGGAUAUGGGGUUGCGACUCUGUUUCGCCUGAUGAGCCGAGGGUUGCCAGAGAAAUUCUUGAAGCUAUCCCUCGUAAGAGUGGAACGUUGAACUUUGUUGAACGGGAAGCUUUGUUAGAGAGUAUUCGUGCAUCGAUUGGUGGAAAGAAGUUCCUUCUAGUCCUUGAUAAUGCGUGGGAUCUCUGGGAUGGAGACUUCUCAAAGGGGUAUGUUCUUUGGAAGCUUUUGCGUUUUGGUGCAGCAGGGAGUAGGAUUUUGCUGACUGCAAGAUCUAGCAACAUUGCUAAGAUGAUGGGAGCUACUAGCGUAAUUGAUCUAAGCGCAGUGUCGCAGGAAGAUGCGUGGUUAAUGUUUAGACAGAGAGCUUUUUUCGGAAGGGAUGCAAGUGAGUGCAAACAACUCGAAAGAAUUGGUAAGAAAAUUGUAAAGAAGUGCUAUGGCUUGCCUCUUGCGAUAAAGACCUUGGCGGGUCUCAUGCACUUUAAGAAUACCAGAGGACAGUGGGAAUCUGUUUUGCGAGAAAUGGUGUGGGAAUUGGGACAUGCCAACAACAUAAGCACUUUUGACCUGCUUCUGUUUAGCUAUCAUGAUCUGCCACCUGUGCUUAGAUGUUGUUUCUCAUAUUGUGCAAUAUUUCCGAAAGGUCAUGUCAUUGAGAGAGACAAUUUGAUCAAAAUGUGGAUGUCGCAAGGUUAUCUUGGUUUCAAUGUCGACAGAAAUAAAGAGAAGGAAAUACUAGGCCAAGAAUGCUUUAUGAAUUUAGCGAUGCGGUCUUUCUUCCAAGACUUUGAAACAGACUAUAAAGGGAGCAUUGUAAAAUGCAAGAUGCAUGAAGAAGUGCAUCGCUUGGUCCAAUAUGUCACAAGGUAUGACUGCUUUAUCACGGGUAUUGAUUGCGUUGAAGAGUCUGGCAGUGGAGGCACCUGUGACUCUUCUUUUGUCCUAGCACCUGGGGCUGACCUCGGAGAGGCAAACAUUGAAGUAGCCCGUCAUUCUACUUUUGUCCUAGCACCUGGGGCUGCAUUUCCUAACUCAGCAUGCAACGGAAAAGGACUGCGUACACUCUUCACAUUGAGUUCACUGAACAUUGCGAUAAACCCUGAUAUACUCUUGCAUCUAACAUGUCUGAGAACACUAAAUCUGAGUCGCUGCUGGUUCAAAGAACUACCGGAGGAGGUUGGAAAGUUUAUACAUUUGAGAUAUCUCAAUUUAUCUAGCAACGAAGAGCUGGAAAGGUUGCCUGAGACGCUGUGUGAUUUAUCUAACUUGCAAACUUUGUUGAUCAACGAUUGUAUGCGAAUUAGAAAACUACCAGAGAGGAUGGGGAAGCUAUUGAACUUAAGACACCUUCACAUUGAUUGUUCUUUUAAUCUAGAGAGUUUGCCCAAGGGAAUUGCAAAACUGACUUCUCUACAGACACUAGAUAUGCUCGUCCUACCACAGUAUGACAACGAAGAAGCAUUUAAGCUGGGAGAUUUGAAAUUUUGA